CCUAUACAAUCUUUAUCCUCCUGAAAAGAACAGGAGCCACAAAAUGGGCUACGACUAUGCCCUCGUUCAUCUCAAGUACACGCUUCCACCCGCAGCCCUCCUCUCCCUCCUCUACUUUCCCCUCUGGACGCGCCUCGACUCCUACAAACUGCUCUUCCUCAUCACCAUUGCCGUCACUUCCACCAUUCCCUGGGACAGCUACCUCAUUCGCACCAACAUUUGGUCCUACCCGUCCAAUGUUGUCGUCGGUUUCAAAAUCGCCCAGAUCCCCAUCGAAGAAGUCUUCUUCUUCGUCAUUCAAACGUACAAUACGGGCCUCUUGUAUCUCAUCACCUCGAAAGCCGUGCUGAAAGAGGCUCUAUUGGAAAGGGAAGAUCGCGGGCGGGUGGGACAACAAUGGAAAUACAUUCGAUGGGGUGGACAGAUGGGUUUGGGCAUUGCACUACGAUAUGGAGUCAAGUGGGUCCAUGAGGGAAAGGAAGAGACGUAUUUGGGUUUGAUCUUGAUCUGGGCCUUGCCGUUCUUGCUGUUACUCUGGAGUUUGGCAUAUCAGUUGUUGGUGAAUUUACCUGCCAGUUGCACGCUCUUAAGCAUUGCCAUUCCCACUGUGUAUCUCUGGGUCGUGGACACCUUGGCUUUGCAGAGAGGGACGUGGGUGAUUUCUCAGGGAACAAAAACGGGGGGCGAGCUGUGGCCUGGCUUGGAGAUUGAAGAAGCCGUGUUCUUCUUCUUGACCAAUUGUUUGAUCGUCUUUGGUUUGGUGGCUUUUGAUAAUGCUGUGGCCGUUUUGAAUGCUUUUCCUGCGCAUUUCCGGAAUGUGCCUGAACUGCCGAGUCCUUGGUUGUUGGUGAAGGCUUUACUCUUACCCGCCUCGACGUACGAUGAUGAUAGAAUUUUGGGUUUGCAGCAAAGUGUGGCAAGAUUGAAGAGGAAGAGUCGGAGUUUCUAUCUGGCUUCGAGUACUUUUCAAGGACGAUUACGCAUCGAUCUCAUCAUCUUAUACUCUUUCUGUCGAGUUGCUGACGAUCUGAUCGAUAACGCGGAAAACGAGACCAUCGCCCGAGACUGGCUGAAGAAGCUGUCCAGGUAUUUGGAUCUCUCGUAUGGAACCGCGAAUCAAAAUGGCCAAGGGAAAGUCAUUCCCAGCAACGACAUGAACCGCGGCCAAGCGACCCUCUUCAUCACACAGAACUUCCCACCGGAAACACAGCUUGCUCUCAUCCUGCUGCCAACGCGUAUCCUCAGCAAAGAACCACUCUACGAACUCCUCAAAGGCUUCGAAAUGGACCUCAAAUUCGCAUCAGACUCACGCUCCAACUCCCCCAAACCGAGCAUCUCCGGCCCGAUCAAGUCCGAACAAGAUCUUGACCUCUAUGGUGCGCGCGUUGCCGGCACCGUGGCUCUCCUAUGCAUCCAGCUCGUCCUCCAUCACAACCCUUCCUCAACCUCCGACACUCUAGCCCGGAAACUCAUGCUCAGCGGCCACGACAUGGGAGUCGCACUCCAAUACACUAAUAUCGCUCGCGACUUGGCUGUCGAUGCCAAGAUCGGACGCUGCUACGUUCCUGCUCCAUACUUAUCCGACGUCUCUUUGAACCCUGCAGCUUUCGUUGCUGGACUCACUACGACGUCCAAGGUUGAAGAUAAGUUUUGGGCCAAAGUGAAUGUGGUGAGACAGAGAUUGCUGGACCGGGCUUUCAAGUUUUAUGAUGAGGCCAUUCCUGCUGUGGAGGAGUUGCCGAUUCAGGCUCGAGGGCCCAUGCGAGUGGCCGUGGAGAGUUAUAUGCAGAUUGGGCGGGAGUUGAGGGCAAGGUCUACUCAUAAAGAGGGAUCGUUGCGCAUGAUACAGGGCCAAGGGAGAGCUACUGUGCCGAAGUGGAAAAGAAUUUGGGUGGGUUGGCGGAGGUUAUUGGGACCUGCCCAGAGGAAGAGAAGUUGACAUGCUAUUUGAAUGGUAUAUAGCCAUGAUAUCGAUUUGAGCAUUUUGAGUGGGCGCAUUGCUCAUGAGCAUGGCGUGGACUCGUAUGUUAGAUACCCCUUCACGCGAG
This is a messenger RNA of Sphaerulina musiva SO2202, 2048 nucleotides long. RefSeq names its product terpenoid synthase. The record is from RefSeq and is a predicted model, not a curated record. Lineage: Eukaryota; Fungi; Ascomycota; Dothideomycetes; Mycosphaerellales; Mycosphaerellaceae. The coding region runs from base 44 to 1939 and encodes 631 amino acids. The transcript is spliced from 2 exons. Gene Ontology annotation, molecular function: geranylgeranyl diphosphate synthase activity; intramolecular lyase activity. Gene Ontology annotation, biological process: biosynthetic process.